Messenger RNA from Centropristis striata (black sea bass), 2943 nucleotides. RefSeq names its product tetratricopeptide repeat domain 27 (gene ttc27). NCBI's taxonomy places the organism in Eukaryota, Metazoa, Chordata, Actinopteri, Perciformes, Serranidae. Gene Ontology annotation, molecular function: protein binding. The record is from RefSeq and is a predicted model, not a curated record. The coding region runs from base 200 to 2737 and encodes 845 amino acids. The transcript is spliced from 20 exons.
GACACGUUCUCCCACAAUGCAAUGCGCAUCUGUCAUGGCUGCUCACUGAUGCCACUUGAACCACAUGGGUGAAAAUAAACGCACUAAGAAACACCGACUGGGCUCUUAAAGACAACCGAUCAGCCGCUGUUAUUAAGGACCGGUCAGACCGAAGUCAGCGGCUCCCACUGAACUACAGCCGGACCCAGCAGCGGUAGUUAUGGCCCUGGACGUGGAGAUCCCCGUCCUCCGAGGCUUCCUGACACCCAGCGAGGCAACGCAAUGGAAGCAGAAUAUUCUCAGUACUGCAGAGGCAGGCCCUUUGCUGGCAUCCUUGAUUGAGGGGGACUUUGAGGCAGUUCUGCUGAGCCCCCAGGUGUUGGAUCUACUCUCUGGAGAUGGCAGCUGCAGCGAAGGAGAGGACAUCGAGGCCUACCUGGAGAAACGGGUCCUGCUGUACCUUACUUGUGGCACCAGUGAAGAUCAGACCAACAGGGAGCUUGCAUUGAUGGCCCUGGCUGUCUCUUGCCUUCAGAUGUUUGCCCAAAGUAACUGGACUGGUCCUCCUGUCUCCAUCGAUGUCUCUGCCCUGCUGCCUAAGUCCCUGCUCUCUUCUCAGCCCAAGACCUUGGUUGAGGUUAUCCAGUCCAGCCUGCUCCUGGAUGGGGAGUCUGUGUAUAGCCUGGUGGCCAACCCCUUUCUCCUCCUGCUGGCCAGGGUUAUAUUCACCAAGUGCUCCACCAAGAUGCACAGCCUCCAGCUGCUGCCCUGCUGGACUCUGCGCUACAUCUGCCUACACCAGCAAAUCCUGGAGGCCUGUUCUCAGCAGCUCCAAAACUUGGCCCACAGCAGCAUUGACAAAGUGCUGAAAUGCCAGGCUCUGCUGUCAGAGCAUAGAAACCUGGCUAUCCAUUUCCACUUGGAGUGUGUCUACACUAGUCUGACCUACUAUGAUUAUCAGCCAGCCAAGGAACACAUCAAGAAGGCCCAGGAGCUCUCAGGGCUGAUUAUCAAUCUGACUGGUGCUCUUGGCAAACGGACCCAUUUUCAGCAAAAGUACUUGGCUCAGCUUGUCCUUGAAGUCAAGAGAAAGCAGGACCAACCUGGCCAGAUGUGUGAUGAGGCAAGUCCCACCCCCACACCUCAGGACAUCCUGCCCAAGGACUGCAGUCUGAGUGACGACACCGUGCUGAAUAAAAUCAACUUAGAAGAGCCCGAUCAGUAUGAGCUGCCUGACCUUAGUGCUGAGGAGCAGGCCGUCAUCUUGGGCAUCUGUACUGAUUUUCAGAAGAAUAACCCUGUCCACAAACUGACUGAAGAGGAACUCCUGGCCUUCACAUGUUGUAUUCUGUCUCAGCCUAAGUUCUGGGCUAUAGAAGUCACAGCACUUUGCCUCAGGACCAAACUGGAAAAAGGGAGGACCCGUUGUGUUGAGCGAGCCAUGACACAAACCCAGGCAAUCGUAGACCACUUUGAAGACAAAAACUGUCCCAUGACUGAGAGGCUCAAGGGGUUCUACUUCUGCCAAGCUCCCCCCAGAUGGGUUGUCCAGAAACAGCUGGCCAGCCUGCUGACAGACCUCGGCUGCAUCAGUUCAGCUCUGCUUAUGUAUGAAAAGCUCGAGCUCUGGGAGGAUGUAGUUAUCUGCUAUGAGAGGCUGGGCAACCAUGGCAAGGCUGAAGAGAUUGUUCGCCGUGAGUUGGAGAAGAAGGAGACACCCAGUCUUUACUGUCUUCUGGGAGACAUAUUGAGGGACCAUCAGUACUACGACCGGGCGUGGGAGCUGUCAGGCAAACGCAGCGCUAGAGCCAUGCGUUCCAAAGCCCUGCUGCACCUCCGCAGCAAAGAGUUUCAGGAGUGUGUGGACUGCUUUGAGAAGUCCCUCAAAAUCAACACUCUGCAGCUUGGUGUGUGGUUUUCCCUCGGUUGUGCCUACUUUGCCCUGGAGGGCUAUGAGGGAGCUGCCAGGGCUUUCCAGAGGUGUGUGGGACUAGAGCCAGAUAAUUCAGAAGCGUGGAAUAACCUCUCUACAGCCUAUAUUCGCCUUCAAAAGAAAGAUAAAGCCUUUCGUACCCUGCAGGAAGCCCUUAAAUGUAACUACGAACACUGGCAGAUCUGGGAGAACUUUAUUGCUGUGAGCACUGACAUUGGGGAGUUUGCUGAAGCCAUCAAGGCCUAUCAUCGCCUGAUGGACCUCAGAGAAAACUACAAAGACAUUGAGAUUCUGGAGAUCCUGGUUAGAGCAGUUGUUGAUAACCUGCCGGACAGACGGGAUGAGCAGUCAGUAACUCUCCAGUCCAAACUGAAGGAGCUCCUGGGGCGAGUCAGUUCCCGCCACAGUAGUGACAGUAAGAUAUGGCAGCAGUACGCCCUGCUAUAUGGAGGCGGUCAAAGCUCCAAUCCAGAGGACAAUGAAAAGGCUCUGCAAUUCUUGUCCAAGGCCCAUCACUGCAGGGUUCAGACUGGUGGCUGGGAGAAAGACCCUGGCCUCUUCAAGGAUGUUAUCAGCAGAGCCAUCAAUAUGGGUGAAGUGAGUAUCAGUUGCUCUCAGAAGAAGAGUAAUCCAACUGAAGCUCUUCGGACUCUCUCCUCCACCCGCCUAAGCCUCAAGAGCCUAGUCAGUAAAGCCAAGCAAAUUCACACAGAUGCACCCACAGGUCAGAUCCACACUGAACUGCAGGAUGUUGUCACUGCCCUGGAACAACUCCUCACACAGCUGGAGGAGCUGAGUGGUAAGCUGCGUGAGAGAUCACAGUGACCGUCCUCCAAGGAAACUGACCCCGCUGCAGUCAAAAGGCUUGUGUAUUGUUGAAUGCCUUUAAAUCAAGAGUUUUACAUGUGGCAACACAACAUUGAAUAAAAUUAGCAAAGGUCUCACUUUGAAAUUGUGAUGUUUUUAUAUCUCGAUAUCCACAUUGGAAUAUAAACGGUGACAUUAAAUAAUAAAACAUUUCAAAUGUUGAA